Molecule: messenger RNA, 3627 nt
Organism: Panicum virgatum (switchgrass)
Lineage: Eukaryota; Viridiplantae; Streptophyta; Magnoliopsida; Poales; Poaceae
Product: wall-associated receptor kinase-like 21
Exons: 3
Coding region: 1336-3480 (714 amino acids)
Biological process (GO): protein phosphorylation
Molecular function (GO): ATP binding; protein kinase activity
Source: RefSeq, a predicted model, not a curated record
CUUCCCUAAUCAUUCAUUGCUGCUCUAGCGUCGUCAUCUGUCAUCACGGAUGCAUACGUGCCGCAGUGGGUGUCUCUAGCCGUAGUGUUAGUGUGGGUAAGUGGGGCCCACUUAUGCCACGUCAGCCGCACCCGGAAGUCCUCGCGGGAAUUGAUUUCAUGAGCGAGCGAGCUACUAGUGGCUAAUCAUAGUUUACUCACUAAACCACCAAGUUAUGUUGGUAUCCGGCCGGACCGAGGGACUAAAUUGGCCCUUUGUGAGAGGCGAUGGAUGAACUUGAGUUUAGAGGCGAAGUGGAUGAGAUACACGACUUUGCUCUAAAAUUUAAAUGAACAACUUCCUCCCAUCCGUUUGAAAUUGUAGAUCAUUUUAGCAAAUCUAGAUGCAUAACUUUUACUAUAUAUAUCUAGAUAAUUAUUUAUCUAAGUACAUAAUAAAAUUAUAUAUAUAUCUAAAUUUGCAAAAUGAUCUACAAUUUGUAACGAAGUAAAAUUCAGUUUUUGCAAUCAUUAUAGGGAAUUCCGGACAAUACCUCUUUGUUCCCUUAAGGUAAGUUCAAGGUAGCUCUAUAGUCUUUUCCAUCACCUGCGAUCUCAAUCAUCCCACCCACUACCACCGUUAAGCUAAUCUUCCUUCCAGACAUCUUUCUUAAAACUUUCAUAACUUUGCGUUGAACAGCCCAAACCCCAUGCUCCAAUCUCGUUGUUCGCUCGUAGUUUUUAGAAUGACAUGAGAUUAUCUCUGUUAGCAUCAGCCAACCAAUAUUACUUUUCUCUCAUAACAAAUCAACACCAGCUACCAACUAGAAGCCAGUCACAGCCAGCCGAAUAGAGACAUACUAUAUAUCAUUAAAAGAGUUCAAUAUCCCAAGAUCAACGUUGUCGAAAAAAUUUAAAACUUGACGAAACAAUUUGAAAUAACUCAGUGGUAAGAGCCCAGGACUCGUACGCAUGCCAGAGCAGCCAUGAUCAGGGAAAGGCAAGUCAAGGUGUGCAAGGAUUCUCAGUUCACGAGGGUACGCAGCGAAAACAAUAUAAUUCCGGUGAAUCAAAAUAGGUUUUUCUUUUACAGGAUUGACCAUUCAUACUCUCUGACUGACUAAUCAAGCUUGCCUUCCAACCACCCGUCUUCUUCCUCCGGCUGUUCCUCUUCCUCCCCGUCUCUCUGUCUCUCCAGUCAAAUUGUCCACGCGGCUAUCGUCUCUCCCUCUCCAUUGCCAUGUCGCAGCUUUGUAAUAUUAGGCAGGCGUAGCUAGGACGAUCUGAGCAAGCCAUCGAAAAUUAAAUUGAGUUUACACGCAAGAGCAGAGACCAGUAGUCUGAACUGGCUGCCUACAUGCGCCAGCAGCUCUUCCUCCUCUUCCUCUUCCUCUUCCUCUUCCUCCCCCAUGCUACCUUCUGCGCGACCGCCGGCGCCGGCGGCGGCCGGUGCGACCGCCGGUGCGGCGGCAGCUUCGUCGCGCCGUACCCUUUCGGCUUCUCCGGCGACUGCCCCAUCCUCCUGGGCUGCAACGCCACCACUUCCACGCCCCACCUCCCGCGCAGCACCGCGGCGGCGCCGUACCCGGUCGUCUCGUUCAACUCCACCAGCUCCACCUUCCUCGUCUCCCUCGCGCUCUCGUGCAACCGCACCGUCCGCGAGGCGUCGGCGUCGCUCCGCGGCGCCCGCUACGACGUCUCGUCCCGCACCACGCUCUUCCUCCGGGGCGGCUGCCGCGCCCCCUCGCCCUCCAACUGCUCCGUGGUCCUGCCCGCGACCUUCACCUCCGUGAACCUCAGCACGCCGCAGUGCGGCUCCGGCGUCGCCAACUGGACGUGCGUGGCCUCGGCGCAGCCGGCGGCGGGCAGCGACGAGGCGGCGAGGGGGCAGGGCCAGUUCCUGAACUGGACGGCCGUCAACGAAUCCCGGUGCGAGGACGCGCUCACGGCGACGGUGUACUGGGGCGAGCAGCUGGGAGAGGGAGUGCCGUCGCUGGAGCUCGCCGUGGCGGAGCUGGGCUGGUGGCUCGACGGGGCGUGCGCGAACGCCACCGGCGGCGGCGGCGCCCGGUGCGCGCAGAACGCGACGUGCCACGACGUGGUGACGCCGAGCGGGGCGCCGGGCCACCGGUGCGCGUGCCUGGUGGACGGAAUGUCCGGCGACGGGUUCGCCGCCGGCGAGGGGUGCCACUUCGACGCGGAGCGUCCCAAGAAGAAGACUCUCCUCGUAGUUGCAGGUGUUAUGGCGGCCGUCGCGGCGGCUGGCGGCGCGCUCGUGCUGUGCUGGGUGCAAUGCCGGCGGUGCCGGGCCGGGCGGUCCGGCUCGGAGCGGCUGGCGGUGAUGCGGCUGCUGUCGGAGGCGGCGACGUCGAGCGGCGUGCCGGUGUACUCGUACGGCGAGGUGGCGCGCGCGACCAACUCCUUCUCCCACACGCACCGCCUGGGCACGGGCGCCUACGGCACCGUGUACGUCGGCAAGCUCCCGGGCAGCGCGCCGGCGCUGGUGGCCAUCAAGCGCCUGCGCUGCCGCUACCACCACGAGGACGACGACGCGGCGGCGGCGGCGCUGCUGCUCAACGAGAUCAAGCUCAUCUCCUCGGUGAGCCACCCGAACCUGGUGCGCCUCCUCGGCUGCUGCCUCGACCGCGGCGAGCAGAUCCUCGUCUACGAGUACGUACCCAACGGCACGCUCUCGCAGCACCUGCUCGACGGCGGCCGCCGCCGCCUGCCGUGGCGCGCGCGGCUCGGCGUGGCCGCCGAGACGGCCGCCGCCAUCGCGUACCUGCACGGCGUGCGGCCCCCCAUCUUCCACCGCGACGUCAAGUCCAGCAACAUCCUCCUCGACGCCGCCCUCCGCCCCAAGCUCGCCGACUUCGGCCUGUCCCGCGCCGCCGACCGCCUCGGCGAGGCCUCGCGCUCGCACGUCUCCACCGCGCCGCAGGGCACGCCCGGGUACCUCGACCCGGAGUAUCACCAGAACUUCCACCUCUCCGACAAGAGCGACGUCUACAGCUUCGGCGUCGUGCUGCUCGAGCUCAUCACCGCCAUGAAGGUCGUCGACUUCGACCGCCCGCCCGCCGAGAUCAACCUCGCCUCCCUCGCGCUCGACCGCAUCGCCAAGGGCAGGGUCGCCGAGAUCGUCGACCCGGCCAUCCUCGACGGCGGCGAGGAGUGGGUCAUGGAGUCGGUCCGGCACGUCAGCGAGCUGGCGUUCCGGUGCCUGGCGUUCCACAAGGACGCCCGGCCGGCCAUGAGCGAGGUGGCCGCCGAGCUGCGGCAGAUCAGGGACGCCGCCCCUGCGGACUCCGAUUCCGACGACCCUGGUGCGCCCAGGCUCAGGCGGCCUACAUUGGACGUGGACGUCCAGGUCGACGUGAGCUUGGACGGCCCGGACACGGUGGGGGAGAAGGCGGUGGUCUCGCCGGUGUCGGUGCAGGAGGUGUGGGUCAGCGACCAAAGCUCGCCGUCGACCAACGGCUCCAUGCCACGCUUUGUUGCAUAAGCUAGUUCUUGUACAUUGACGAGGAAAACAAUGUAAUUUAUUUACUAAAAUUUUUGUUCUCUCGCUCAUUUUCUCUAGUAUAGAAUUCAUUGUACAAGAUAACAUCCAUUGUUGUAUAAGAUAAGGGCAACGUAUCUGGUGAACCAA